Molecule: messenger RNA, 1914 nt
Organism: Alosa alosa (allis shad)
Lineage: Eukaryota; Metazoa; Chordata; Actinopteri; Clupeiformes; Clupeidae
Gene: creb3l3a
Product: cAMP responsive element binding protein 3-like 3a
Biological process (GO): regulation of transcription by RNA polymerase II
Cellular component (GO): nucleus
Molecular function (GO): DNA-binding transcription factor activity, RNA polymerase II-specific; RNA polymerase II cis-regulatory region sequence-specific DNA binding
Source: RefSeq, a predicted model, not a curated record
ACAUUUGCAAGAAGCAGCCAGUGGUGAGUUACUAGCUGAUAAUAUGUCGUGUUGGAGUUUGAACUUUGACCAUGCGCUAAUACUACAUGGGAUGAACUCACAACAUUGACACAGGAGAUUUCUUCGCUGCAUAUUUUUCCUCAAAAAGGAUACGUUUUUUUGAAGGUUGUUUCAUAUUUUGUUGUGUGUUAACAAAUGGAACACUACUCAGAGUCAGGUUGCGAUGGCAUUGAAUUGUUAGAUUUGUUGUUUGACAAAAAUGAUGGAAUCCUUCGUCACGAGAAAGUGGAUCGCAGCAGCCAACCAUGGCCUAUUGUGGAGCCUCAGCAGUUGAUUCAGCCACAAGGCAACGAGGACUUCCUGAGUGCUUUGUUGAGUGGGACGGACUCUGUGACGGCGUCACCCCAGUGGUCCCCCUCUCGUAGUGAUAGCGGGAUCAGUGAGGACACCUCUGAUCAUAUGGACAGCCCCCUGCCCCCUCAGAGCCCCCCACUUGAGUCCCAGUACGUCUACCCUUCACCUACACCCAGGCCCCUCAACCCUACUGAGACAGACCUUCCCAUCGAUCUGACUGGCUGGGAGCCUGGCAUGUUUCCGGGCAAGACAGACGAGAUGCUCUACGGGUCUCCGGAGCAGAGUAGCCAGCUGUCCUCUGGUUUCCCCAUGACUGUGAAGGACCUGCUCCUCUGCGGCAAGUCUGAAGCUCCCCAACAGGCCUCCCAGCUGUCUGUUCAAGAGCUGAUUUUGAAUGAGGACGAGAGGAAGCUGCUCGCUAAGGAAGGAGUGAUGCUACCUGCCCAGCUUCCCCUCACCAAGUAUGAGGAGAGAAUUCUGAAGAAAAUCAGGAGGAAGAUCCGCAACAAACAUUCAGCGCAAGAGAGCCGGAAGAAGAAAAAAGAAUAUAUCGACGGGCUCGAGUGCAGGAUGGCUGCAUGCUCCACACAGAACCAGGAGUUGCAGAGGAAGGUCUUCCAGCUGGAGAAGUGUAAUAUAUCAUUGAUGGAGCAGCUUCGGAGGCUGCAGGCAAUGGUCCUGAAAGGAUCUAAUAAAACUGCACAGACUGGUACAUGCGUGCUGGUGCUUCUCCUGUCCUUCUCACUGAUCUUGUUCCCCAGCCUGAAGCCGUUCUCUGAGAGCAAGGUCACUAGAGGGGACUUCAGCCCAGUGAGGGUUCAGUCCAGAUCCUUGCACAAUAUGCAUUCGUCACGUGUGAUCCAUGCACAUGAGCACCAGUCCCCCAUGCCAGAGGACCCUGCAAUGCUGAAACCACUUCCUGGAAGCAAGCCGGUGGAUGAUGUUAGGGCGUUCCUGGAGAAACUCGCCAUAGGACAAAGGCUGGCCAAUUUUGACACCAUCCCUCACAACAAGAGCCUCCAUGAUUACCUCCAUCACCAUGGUGACCCUAUUACUGGCCAUAUUGCAACAGUAACCUUGAGGCCCGGCGCAAAAAUUCCCCCACAUGCCGAUGACAUGUGAAGAGGAGACAUGGGAAGCCCUACCAACUGCAGUUCAAUACGUGUCAUGUGAGGAGGAUCAGGGAGUCAUUGGGAGCAGGCACAGAGGGAGGGAGGGAAGGAAGGAGAGAUAAAGAAGAGGAGACUGUCAAUUCUCAUUUUGUUAUACAUUUGCUUUGUUUCAUUAACAUUAUUCACACUUAAACUUGCCGAAUUGAUUUAGAAUUAAUGUCAAAUGUGUUUCAUGUGAUGAGUAUCUGAAGGAAGGAUACAUGAUUAUUAGAAUUAACUUCUUGCAACACAAAUUGUUACUCAUUACCAACAUUUCUUAAUCCAAAUGGUCAAGAAAUGUAAUUACCUAAAGAGAUGAAAACACAUGUUGAAAAUGCUAUGCAUUUGAAAAUGAAUAGCUGUGAAUCAUAGUUGACCAAGUCAUGUAAUAAAUCAUUUUUAUAAAGAA